Mesoplodon densirostris (Blainville's beaked whale) is the source of this 722-nucleotide messenger RNA. It is a transcript of the gene NME4, whose product is annotated as NME/NM23 nucleoside diphosphate kinase 4. The coding region runs from base 58 to 621 and encodes 187 amino acids. Gene Ontology annotation, molecular function: nucleoside diphosphate kinase activity. Gene Ontology annotation, biological process: GTP biosynthetic process; UTP biosynthetic process; CTP biosynthetic process. The record is from RefSeq and is a predicted model, not a curated record. The transcript is spliced from 5 exons. NCBI's taxonomy places the organism in Eukaryota, Metazoa, Chordata, Mammalia, Artiodactyla, Ziphiidae.
CCUCCCUCCCCGGGCCUCUCUCUUGCGCUCUCAGACGGCACUCGCGGGCAGGGAGUCAUGUGCGGUCUCUCCGGGCGCGCGGCUCUGCGGGGGCUGAUGUGCCGCACGCGGGCCCCGGUCGCCAGCCUGCUUGCGCGCUCCAGCUCUGGAGGACCCUCCUGGACCCUGGAGCGGACCCUGGUUGCAGUGAAGCCAGACGGGGUGCAGCGGAGGCUCGUUGGGGAUGUGAUCCAGCGCUUUGAGAGGAGGGGCUUCAAGCUGGUGGGGAUGAAGAUGCUGCAGGCACCAGAGAGCAUCCUUGCUGAGCACUACCACGACCUGCAGAGGAAGCCCUUCUACCCAGCCCUCAUCAGCUACAUGAGCUCCGGCCCGGUGGUGGCCAUGGUCUGGGAAGGCCCCAAUGUGGUCUGCACCUCGAGGGCCAUGAUAGGACACACCAACUCGGCUGAGGCUGCCCCUGGCACCAUCCGGGGAGACUUCAGCAUCCACAUCAGCAGGAACAUCAUCCACGCCAGCGACUCCGUGGAGGGUGCCCAGAGGGAGAUCCAGCUGUGGUUCCAGAGCAGUGAGCUGGUGGACUGGGCAGACGAAGGCCACCACAGCAGCAUCUAUCCAGCCUGAGCACUCAGGGUACCCUCGGUCACCCCAGCAUCCACCCAGGACCAACUACCUCUGUCGACAAGACCUUGAGCCCACACCCAUGCUCUGCCCAUCUGUCCCAG